Messenger RNA from Cuscuta epithymum, 1486 nucleotides. NCBI's taxonomy places the organism in Eukaryota, Viridiplantae, Streptophyta, Magnoliopsida, Solanales, Convolvulaceae. The record is from the annotation of a GenBank genome assembly.
GCCAUUUAAUAUAUCUCCCAGCUAUAUCCACAUCUAUAUAUCUUGCAUACAUAAACCUUGGUUUGUAUCCAGACACAUAAAAGAACUUUCUACUUUUUUCCUAAGAAAACCCCAUUUACGAUAUUCUUCACAAAAAUGGGUACUAGGAAGAAUAAUAGGAUAAGUGCGUUUUUGGCUUCAGCAUUGUUACUAUGUUUGGUUGUAGUAACAAGGAUAGGAGGAGGGGAAGCUGCUUCCCAAGUUCCAGGUUUAUUUAUAUUUGGAGAUUCAUUGCUUGAUAAUGGGAAUAACAAUAACAUCAAUUCCCUGGCUAAGGCUAACUACCUUCCCUACGGCAUUGACUUUCCCGGCGGCCCUACCGGACGGUUCUCCAAUGGCAAAACCGCCGUUGACGCUAUUGCUCAACUUUUGGGUUUCGACAACUUCAUCCCGUCUUAUGCAACGGCGUCGGGUCAACAAAUUCUCAAAGGAGUCAACUAUGCUUCUGCCGCUGCCGGAAUCAGAGAAGAGACCGGCAGACAAUUGGGUGGAAGGACAGCUUUUGCCGGACAGGUAAAUAACUACAAAAACACUGUACAGCAAAUCGUUCAACUCUUGGGGGAUGAGACUUCGGCAGCCAACUAUUUGAGCAAAUGCAUUUACAUUGUUGGGAUGGGCAGUAAUGACUAUCUUAACAACUAUUUCCAACCUCUUUUCUACUCUUCCAGCCGUCAAUUUACUCCUCAGCAAUAUGCUGAUGUUCUCAUCCAACAAUACGCUCAACAAAUUACUACUUUGUACUCCUUGGGAGCAAGGAAGAUUGCUCUAUUUGGGCUAGGCCAAAUUGGUUGCACCCCAAAUGCUCUGGCCCAGAACAGCCCUGAUGGUAGAACUUGUGUACAAAGAAUCAAUGAUGCAAAUCAGUUGUUCAACAACAACCUCAGGAAACUCGUAGAUUCCUACAAUAGAAACAAUAGCGGUGCAAAGUUCAUUUACAUCAAUGCUUAUGGAAUCUUCAAUGAUCUCAUUACCAACCCGUCAAAUUAUGGUUUUACGGUGACGAACGUCGGAUGUUGCGGAGUCGGGAGAAACAGAGGUCUAAUAACGUGUCUUCCCCUACAAAGACCGUGCCUCAACAGAGAUCAACACGUGUUCUGGGACGCCUUUCAUCCAGGCGAUGCCGCUAAUACCAUUUUUGGAAGGAGAGCUUAUAGUGCUCAAACACCCUCAGACGCCUACCCUUAUGAUAUCAGCCGUCUUGCUAGAAUGUGAAAGAGUUUCAUCAUAUAUCAUAUUAAUUAAAGAGAAUUUAAAAUUGCUUGGGGCUAAAAAGUUUAAAUCAGUCAUUCCGAGCAAAGUUGAAUUUUGCAUUGUGUUCAAUGUAUCACUAAGAUUAAUUUAAGUUUCAAUGUUUGUCUUGAAAUUCAUGAAUGCAAUACACAAACACUUAUCUCUUAUAUAUUUGGAAUUAAAUAAUACAUUAUUUCUUGUUUGGAACCGAUUGCUU